Molecule: messenger RNA, 4096 nt
Organism: Dendronephthya gigantea
Lineage: Eukaryota; Metazoa; Cnidaria; Anthozoa; Malacalcyonacea; Nephtheidae
Product: filamin-C-like
Exons: 7
Coding region: 251-3628 (1125 amino acids)
Biological process (GO): actin cytoskeleton organization
Molecular function (GO): actin filament binding
Source: RefSeq, a predicted model, not a curated record
CAGCGCCGCCUCUUCAUACAACAACACGAUUUGCAUUUAUGAUUCCUAUCACUUUAAAUCGCAAGCACUCAUGUGAAACUAGAAUGCAUUGAAUUCGCCAGCAGUUGGUCUGAAAAGGCGACUGCGUGAAAUAUAUACGCUCAUUCCGUGGUAUUUCGUCUAAAAUCUAGAGUUUCAAUACCGCGACUCGAGAGACAAGAAGCGUCUGCGCGACUCUCACUACGACACACAUCUUUACGACGAAGGCGAGAUGAGACAGGGCUCAGUCAAUGCCCAUAUCAGCGUCGCGGACGGGCCGAACCAAGGCGACUGGGUGAAUCUUCAGAAGACAACAUUUACGAACUGGGCACGCGAAAACAUUCGAAGAGCCUAUCCCGAUGAAACUAUCGACGACUUGGCCACAACUUUCGAGGACGGCGUCCGUUUGAUAAAACUUGUCGAGGUCGUCUCAGGCAAGAAGGCUGGAAGGUACAAAUCCAAUCCUAAAGUGUUCUCGCAGAAGUUGGACAAUAUCAAAAUGGCCUUAGAUGUCCUCGUCUACGAUGGAAUUAAAUUGGUCAAUAUAGGACCUGAAGACGUACACAGUGGCAACCUGAAGUUGAUCCUUGGUCUCAUUUGGCGAAUGAUCUUACAUUACCAGAUCAGUAGCAGUUCAAACGUCUCCGGAAAGCUCCUGUUGAUCACGUGGUUGCAAGCAGCUGCCCCUGACGUGGAAAUCAAGAAUUUGACCUCCGACUGGAACGACGGGCGAGCAUUCGCAGGUCUCAUGGAAUUCCUAGAGCCUGGCACCUACCCCGACUACAAAAACCUAAGGGUUUCGGAUAAUAAAGAAACCGUAACCAGAUGCAUGAAUAUGGCAGAAGAGAAAUAUGGUAUCCCGCAAGUUAUUUCCCCAGAAAUGGUCGUGAGCCAGUUCCAGGAUGAACUUAGUAUGAUGACGUAUUUGUCAUACUUUACCCAAGUCGGCUCUCCUGGCGAAAAAGCCACGUUACGAUUCGUCAAUGACUCUUCUCCAAACCUUCGCGUGACCAAUUUCAACACGGACUGGUCGAACGGCGUCAACCUGGUGAGAUUCUCGGAGAGCGUUUGCCCCGGAAUAAUCCCUAACUACGAGGAAGCGCUUGAAAAGCAGUCACCUGCCGAAAAUGUCGACAUGUGUUUUGAUGCUGUUGAACGCAAUGUCAAUAUUAAAAGAACGAUGAACACCAAAGACGUUGUAUCAGGGAAUAUUGAUGAGUUGAGCUUGAUGGCCUAUGUCCUGCAAUUCCGUGGCGUGAAGGUGCAGGAUAACUCGAAUCAAUUCAAGGUCGAUGGGCCUGCCUUACGAAAUGGAAUGGUAGGAAAUACAGCUGAAUUUGACGUUGUCGCCAACCGUGGAAUGACCUUCGAAAACUUGCAAGUCUCCGUUGAAAGUCCCAGUGGUAAUAAAGUUCCGGUGACAUGCGAGGAGACCGGAGUUGGUUUGCACUGCUCGUAUCUACCAACGGAAAGCGGCACCCACGUGAUCAGUGUACGCCAUCUUAACAAUCACGUACCGCUCAGUCCGUUCCGCACAGCUAUACGAGAAGAUGUUUCGGAAGUUGCGAUUUCAGGUGCCGGAUUAAAGAGUGCGGUUUACAGGGACAAAACAGAGUUUCAGGUAUCGUCUUCUGGCUCGCACACCGCGCCUCUAGCGGUUGCCGUCCAUGGUCCAACGUCAACCAUUCCAGCGGAGAUAAACGAAGCGAAUGGAAAGUACGAGGUGUCAUUCGUCCCUACCGAAGUCGGUGAACAUAGCGUCGACGUCCGUUUUGGAGACACUUUGGUUCCGGGGAGUCCAUUCAAGGUUAUGGUCGGCGAUCCGAAACGUGUCGUAGUUCCAGAAAGAGAGGCAAUGGAACAAGGCUUCCUGAACAAGCCUGUCGAGUUUAACGUCGACACAUCCAAUGCUGGUCGUGGAACGUUGACCGCAUCUGGUCGAGGGCCGAAUGACAAGGUGAACGUUAACAUUCAUGAAAUCGGCGACACUCUUUACAAAGUUUCAUUUUUGCCCUCAGAAGCUGGCGAAUACACUAUUCAAGUAUAUUACAACGGCAAAGAAAUCGGCAGUAGCCCAUUUACAACCACAAUUGCUGAUCCUGGAAAAGCUGUUGCCCACGGCGAAGGUCUUUACCAAGUUCGUCUUCACGAACGAGAAGAAUUCCUCGUCAGCCUUCACGGUGCUGGAAAAGGCCAAUUGGAGAUCGCGGCUGUUUCACCCUCCGGCGAGACUGUCCCUGUUGACUUGCAAUUGUCCGACUCGGAGCCAGAUACGUACGUCGUCAAUUACACGCCGAUGGAAAUUGGCGAUCAUAAGAUUUACGUGAAGUUUGCAGGCAUCAACGUCCGCGGCAGUCCUUUCAUCGUAAAAGUUGCAGAUCCCAGCAAGGUGUUGAUACAAAUGUCGAGCCUGACCGAGGCCCAAAAUGCCAUGGUCGUCGACAAGGAGGUGGUAAUCCCACUGGAAGUCCUACCAGGUGCUGGCGAGGGAGAGCUCGAGGCUGAGAUCGCUGGACCAGGGGAUGUGGCAGUGGAGUCCAGCUUCACCCGACAGUCAGAUACCUUGUACCAUUUCCGAUUUAUUCCGCCGGUGUCUGGAGAGUACAUCAUCAAGAUGUUCUAUGGUGGUGGUCUGGUCGGUGGUCAUGCAUUGAAUGCCUUCGUUAAAGAUGCAUAUGUGAGAGCGGAUGCAUCAAAAUGCGUCGUUUACGGUGAAGGAAUCAAAGAAAGCAAAGUAGACGAACGUGGCGAAUUCAAUAUCGACUGUCGUGAUGCAGGGGAAGGGGUGAUCACGGCAAAACUUCAAGGAGUCAAAUAUACGACGGACGUCGAAGUUGAGAACAAAUACGACGGCACAUACGACUGCCAUUACCUCGUGCCCAUUCCUGGCGCGUACGUGCUGCACGUGCUGUUCGAUGGCGAGAACGUCCCUGGUAGUCCUUUCAAAGUAAAUAUAACUGGUCAUUCUGAAGUCUCGCAGUGUAUCGUGCGUGGUGAUGCUCUCACUAAAGGAGGCUGGGUUGGUCGACCAAUGGUCUUCUCUGUAGUGUCUGGAUCCUCAGGCUCCGGGCUGUUGGUCGUCCGAUGUCAGGGUCCAAGUAGGGAUUGCGACGUAGCAGCCUACGAUAAUAAGGACGGUACAUACAGUGUGGAGAUUUAUCCAACAGAAACAGGUCGACAUCUAAUUUACGUGGAAUGGGGAGGGAAACCUGUGGAAGGCAGCCCAUUUGUGGUGAAAGUGACCAUGCCACCAGACGCAAGCAAGGUCGUAGCUCACGGCACGGGUCUUGAACAUGGCGUCGUUAAUGACUACGAGGGGAAAUUCAUGGUGGAGACAAAGGGAGCCGGGGCCGGCACGCUCAAGAUCAAAAUUCAUGGGCCAAAAGGGGCGUUCAAGGUGGAAAUGUUCCGGGAAAACACCAAGGACAGGAACAUCGGUGUCCGAUAUAACCCGACGGAACCUGGUCGGUACGAUAUCAGCGUAAAGUGGGCGGAGGAACAUGUGCCUGGCAGUCCUUAUACUGUGUACGUGGGGGCGAACGAUGAAGAUUUAAGACGGCUCUCUGGUAACCAACCAAAUGGAUACAAUGGUUAUGCUGAUAACAUCUAAAUGAUUCAACCUAGAAAAACGUUUAUUUAUUUCUUGUUCCAAUAUGUGGACGGCGCUGGAAUACGCAAUAUCAAAAUUUCUAGCAGAGUUUGGUAGUAUCGUAAACGUGAACUUUUAAAUAACCGAUUAGAUAGUUGUGUGAAGCGAACUGUUAUAUAUAAUCUCAAAGAAUGCACUAACUCGUAUAUUUAUUAGAAUUUAGAACAUUUAAAUCAGGUAAAACGAUCGAAUACAUUCCAUACACGAUGUUCUACAUUUUCUUUGAUGAAGUUUGUUAAGAUCGAAUAUUUAGGUACAAGCUUAGCUACAAAUAUAUAUUUGCAUGAUUCGGCUACUUCACGUGGAAAUGGUGGUUUAAAUUUCGGCUCAUUGCAAAAUAUUUAUGCUAAACUUUGUACCAAAUGUGCGUAUAUUGUCAAAUGAAGCGUAUAGUUUUUCAAAUUAGAUGUAAAUGAAAUAAAGAUAAAA